AUGACGGAACACAGCCCAGCGCCAACUCCGCAUAGAGCCAUCUAUGGCUUCGCCUUUUACUUUCUCUUUACCGUGCUGUUUUUCAUCUAUGUGGCUUGGGCAUAUUUGCCUGUGGAGCUGGGAUUGCAUUCCCAUCUGCCGGACAAGUAUUUCGCUGCAUUUGUUCCAGUUCUCAUCAUUGUGGGCGCCGCAUUUGCCUUCAUCAUCUAUCCUGCAAUUAAUCUGGCGCUGACACCCAACAUCGAUUCGAUUGCCUCGGUUGUUGAUCUCAAAUUGACACUGCCGAAGGGGAGUAAAUUCACGUCGUGGUCACAGCUGCAGCAUCCGCGAGCCGAGGACGUUGAUCCUCAGCCAAAUGCAGCUGCUCCCGUUCAGUGUAAUCUCUGCAGGAUAACACACAGGCCAAAGACACGUCCGCCAAUUGCUCCGUUGCGUUUUUUAGAUUUGCAAGAAGUAAACGCCACAUUUUUUGAUAACUAACAG
Drosophila sulfurigaster albostrigata is the source of this 483-nucleotide messenger RNA. It is a transcript of the gene PIG-P, whose product is annotated as phosphatidylinositol N-acetylglucosaminyltransferase subunit P. Lineage: Eukaryota; Metazoa; Arthropoda; Insecta; Diptera; Drosophilidae. The record is from RefSeq and is a predicted model, not a curated record. The transcript has a single exon. Bases 1 to 480 code for a protein of 159 amino acids.